This is a messenger RNA of Malus domestica (apple), 2385 nucleotides long. Lineage: Eukaryota; Viridiplantae; Streptophyta; Magnoliopsida; Rosales; Rosaceae. The record is from RefSeq and is a predicted model, not a curated record.
UGAGAGCUUCCUAAUCUUUCAACAAUGGAACACAAGGAGGAAAAAGAAGGGGAAGAAGACGAAUAUGGGAUUCUUCUAUAUUACAAGUACACCCAAAUCCCAGACAUCGACGACCUCUUUGCCUUCUACAACUCCAACUGCAACUCCCUCUCUCUCCUCGGCCGUGUCCGUCUCUCUCCUCUAGGUGUCAACGUCACCGUUGGCGGGAAGUUAUCUGCGUUGAGGAAGCACAUUGCCGCGGUUGAGUCGAAUAGUUUGUUCCAUGGAACUGACUUCAAGCUUGCGACUUGUGGCCGCCCGUUGAAUGACAAGGUUGCUGAAGAAUGUGGGUUCACUUCUCUCUCGGUUCGCAUUGUCAAGGAAUUGGUUACCCUUAGCUCUAAUCCUCUGCUAAAAUCACCAGACAUUUCGGAUGCUGGAAAGCAUCUCUCCGCGGUUGAGUUUCAUUCAGUUCUAGAAAGAGCUGGACAAUUUGACAAAGAGAGUAUAGAUAACAACAGCGAACUUGUUCUGUUGGAUGCAAGGAACUUAUAUGAGACCAGAAUUGGGAAAUUCAACACACCCAAUGUGGCAACUUUGGAUCCAGGCAUUAGGCAGUACAGUGAUCUGCCCUCGUGGAUAGAUGAUAACUCUGAUCAAUUGCAAGGGAAAUCUGUCCUCAUGUAUUGUACUGGAGGAAUCAGAUGUGAAAUGGCAUCGGCUUAUAUUAGGUCAAAAGGUGCUGGAUUUGAGAACGUGUUUCAGUUAUAUGGUGGAAUACAGCGUUACUUGGAACAAUUUCCAGAUGGUGGUUUUUUCAAGGGAAAGAACUUUGUUUUCGAUCAUCGGAUUUCCGUUGGGAGUUCAGAUGCAAAUAUUAUGGGCACCUGCCUUCUCUGUGGCUUGUCGUUUGAUGAUUAUUCUUCACGCCUCCGUUGCAGUUAUUGUAGAAUGCUUGUCUUAGUUUGUGAGAGUUGCCAGAGGAAGGGCUCUGUAUACGUAUGUGAGCUUUGCCAGAAUCAUCACAAGGGUGUUCGGUUGAUUUCUUCCACCGAAAAUGGAAGAUUAAGUUCAACUCCACAACAAAUUGAGACUGAAACUGUCUCUUCCGAUGCUAAGCCCUCGCCUCAGCUGCCUUGGAGACAGGAUGUUGACUCUCCACCAAGAAAACUAAGAAUCUUAUGCCUACAUGGGUUUCGUCAGAAUGCCUCGAGUUUUAAGGGAAGAACGGCAUCAUUAGCGAAGAAACUCAAAAACAUUGCUGAGCUCGUGUUUGUGGAUGCACCUCACGAAUUGCCAUUCAUAUACCAAUCCUCAACCUUUGCUGAGUCACAUCACAAUUGUAAUUCACCAACUUCAUCACUACUACAACAAAGUCGUCCACCACCGCCCUUGGAGCAUUGCAAGAAAAAAUUUGCAUGGUUUGUAGCACCCGAUUUCGUAGAAAAGAAUGAAGGGGGGGAAUGGAAAAUGGAAGAGAGUCCAUUUGAUCCUCUUCAGUACCAGCAGCAAACAGCGGGGUUUGAUGAAUCAUUAGCAUAUAUCAAAACAGUGUAUGCUGAGGAGGGACCCUUUGACGGACUGUUGGGAUUUUCUCAGGGAGCGGCCAUGGCAGCUGCUUUAGUCUGUGCCCAACAAACACAAAGGAGAUCAUUAACCGCAGGCGGAAUGGAGUUUAGGUUUGUGAUUCUGUGCUCCGGGUUCGGGCUUACAAAACUAAUGCAGUCCGAAGAGGAGCAAGAGAGAGUUCCGAUGUUGAAAUGCCCGUCGCUCCACAUAUUUGGCAGUGAGCAUGGCAAAGACAGGCAGAUUGCAAACCAAGCAAGCAGAGAUCUUGCUUCUUUAUUUGAUGAUGGUUGUUCUCUAAUCAUUGAACACGACUCGGGUCAUAUCAUUCCCACUCGUCCUCCUUACAUCGAUCGGAUUAAGGACUUUCUUCGCCGGUUUCUCUAAACCCACCGGUGCAAGGCAAACGAUCUUUAGCGUUCAGAGCUCACAGCAACAAAUGGACAGUGGUACCAGAGAGAACUGUCGUCUUUACCAAUCCUCUUUUGGAAUAAUAACAGAGCAAUUAGUCAAAGAGUAUCGGCUUGAAGAAGUGAAUUCGCCACCAGAUAUGUUCAAUCUUUCUGUGGUUAAAGAAUUUUACAGUAACAUACCAAAAGAGUUUCCCAAAAGCCGUCAAGUGGUGUAUGUCCGAGGAAAGUUCGUCACCUUCACUCCCAAUAUCAUCAGCAAGGUCUUGAAUCUACCUUAUACCUCAGAUGAGGAUUUUGGGAUGUUUGUACAAUCUGUUAAGUCAUUCAACCAACAUGUUUUGAAAUCUUCUUGUCCUCUCAUAGAUGGAUGUCCUUGGGAUUUUAUUAAAUUCAACGUUCUUGGUACAUCCAAUCCUGUUCACACAAA